UUUGUUGUAUAUGUUUUAUUUGUAAAAUAAAAUUUUCAAAAUUCAUUUGUCAAUCGGGUAUUUUCCAGUUAAAAAUAAUGCAUUUCCUGUUCAUGUGCUUAUGCCUUAUUGCAGUAUUAUGUUCAAGCAGAACUCUAUCCCCAAUACAUGAAGACCAUGUUAAAAAUGCCAAAUUGAGAAUGUACAAUUGUUUACUUAUAGCUAAAGGAAUGGAAAGACGAGCAUAUGCGAAUAUCCCUAAUAAUGUACAUACAAAAUUAGAUGAUUUUAUUAAUAUGAUUAAUAUAAAUCAAUGGAAUUUGAAGAAAUACUCUAAAGAGUAUUAUGAAUGCAUUAAAACAACAGAUUUAUUUGAGGAAGGUACUAAAGCAAUAUUAAAAAAAUAUAUAAAACAAUGUCUUAAGCAAUUUUACUAUGAUGUAUCUACUACUGAGGCUGGUGAGACCUCUCAACAGUCGACGAAUAAUUUUUGUUCAAAUUUAUAAAAAUUCAAAUAAAUCACAUUUUUAAUUUGAAAAUAUAUUUAUAAUAUAAAGCAUAUAGUUUGUUAUUACACAAAUACUGUUAAAAUUAAAAUUUCUA
Daktulosphaira vitifoliae (grape phylloxera) is the source of this 582-nucleotide messenger RNA. RefSeq lists its product as uncharacterized. The coding region runs from base 78 to 485 and encodes 135 amino acids. Lineage: Eukaryota; Metazoa; Arthropoda; Insecta; Hemiptera; Phylloxeridae. The record is from RefSeq and is a predicted model, not a curated record. The transcript has 5 exons.